AGAUUCUUUGUCCUAACUGGCUCACAACCUUGUACCACAAACCAAUCUUUAACUACUCUCACUUCUAUUCUCUCUGUCUUUUCAUACUUUUUAUUCUUCCUUUUCCUUUUCCUUUCUUUCUCAACUUAUUUUUUCUUCUUUGGAUAUAUUAAGAUACAAGAAAGCAGCAGCAGCAGCAGCAUCAAAUCAAAUCAUCUUAGGUGGUGUGUGUGGGAAGUGAAUAUAUAUAAACAAAAAUCAGAUUGUGAUGAGAAUGGAGAAGCCACCAAUGCAUGGUGAUUGUAAACCACUAACAACAUUUGUUCACACAAACACAAAUGCAUUUAGGGAAGUAGUGCAAAGGUUAACAGGUCCCUCAGAAACAAAAGAUCAUCAACCAACAAAUAAGGUUCCAAUUGCAACUACUAUGAAGAAAACAACAAUAUCAAAACUUCAUGAAAGAAGGAAAUGCAUGAAACCAAAACUUGAAAUUGCUAAACCAUCUUUUCAAUAUCAUAAUAAACAACAACAACAAACAGGUUCAUGUUUGUCACCUACUUCUAAUAAAUCAAGAAAUUCUUCUAGCUUUCCUCCAAGUCCUGUAUCAGGAAUUAGUGCAACAAGUUCUUGUUCUAAUCUUCUUCCAAGUACUCCUACCACUCCUUCAACAAUGUUCUCUCAGUUAACUAUUAUGGAAGAAGGUCAAAAGAAACAAGAAAUAAACAUACAACAAGAUGAAGAAGAGAAAGCUAUCAAAGAAAGGAGAUUUUAUUUGCAUCCAUCACCAAGGUCUAAACCAAAUGGUUAUAACAAUGAACCUGAGUUACUCAUUUUGUUUCCUCUGGCUUCUCCUAAUGCAACUGAGAAAGUUUAAUUUUUAUUGAGGAUGUUACUUUUUUUUUAUCUUCACCAUGGUUGGGCCAGUUGAUAAGAAUUCAGCUGAUAUCUCACAACAACUUGGAUUCAAAUUUUAUUAUCGAUGUGAAGAAUUCAUUGGUGAGUAAUAUAAUCAUAUCUUUUUAAGACCUCUUUCACUCUGAGUUUUGGAAAUUUCUCGGAUCCUAAUGAACGUCGAGAUUCAACUCAACUAAAUUUUUAUUUAUUAAAAAAAAACAUGCUUCAAAUUAUAUAUACCAAGUGUAUGAUGACAAGUAUUUUGGAACAAAUGAAAUAAAUUUGUAAUGAUACCUUCCAUUUA
Molecule: messenger RNA, 1177 nt
Organism: Cicer arietinum (chickpea)
Lineage: Eukaryota; Viridiplantae; Streptophyta; Magnoliopsida; Fabales; Fabaceae
Product: VQ motif-containing protein 31
Source: RefSeq, a predicted model, not a curated record